AUGGCACUGCCUAAAAAAACUAGCGCUUAUCAGAGAUUAGUAUUGAAAACCGCUUCCAUCCUACCCGAGAGAUUUCGUGCCGCGUUCCUGCAUCCUGCAGGCCCAACUACCAUAUUUUUCUGGGCGCCGAUGUUUAAAUGGGGGUUGGUAAUAGCGGGCUUAGGAGACAUAAAUCGUCCAGCACACACGAUUUCCCUCAGCCAAACCGCGAGUCUCAUGGUAACGGGCGCUAUAUGGAGCAGAUACUCGCUAGUGGUUACACCCAAGAAUUAUAAUUUGUUUAGCGUCAAUCUAUUCACCUGCGGCACGGGAGCGUACAAUUUCAUCAGAGGGCUAUUAUAUCAACUGCGAGAGAGUGGAACAACGGACGAAUGA
Messenger RNA from Ooceraea biroi (clonal raider ant), 375 nucleotides. Its product is annotated as mitochondrial pyruvate carrier 2. Lineage: Eukaryota; Metazoa; Arthropoda; Insecta; Hymenoptera; Formicidae. Gene Ontology annotation, cellular component: mitochondrial inner membrane. Gene Ontology annotation, biological process: pyruvate import into mitochondria. The record is from RefSeq and is a predicted model, not a curated record.